AUGGCUGAUCUCGAUAGACAACUAGACCAACUGAGAAGAGGUGAAAUUAUUACAGAACAAGAAGUGAAGGAGCUAUGCACAAAAGCAAGAGAAAUCCUGAUUGAAGAAAGCAACGUUCAACGAGUCGAUGCACCCGUCACUAUUUGUGGAGAUAUUCAUGGUCAGUUUCAUGAUCUGAAAGAGUUAUUUCGAGUCGGUGGUGAAUGUCCAGAAACCAACUACCUCUUUAUGGGUGAUUUUGUGGAUCGUGGUUAUUACUCUGUCGAGACGUUUCUCUUGUUAUUGGCGUUGAAAGUGAGAUACCCUGACCGCAUCACUUUGAUUCGAGGCAACCAUGAGAGUCGACAAAUUACCCAAGUGUAUGGCUUUUACGAUGAAUGUACACGUAAAUUCGGAUCAGCCAAUGUCUGGCGAUACUGCUGCGAAAUUUUCGAUUAUUUGAGUUUGAGUGCCAUCAUUGACGACAAAGUGUUUUGUGUUCAUGGUGGACUUUCACCCAGCAUAAAUACAUUGGACCAAAUCAGAACCAUUGACAGAAAACAGGAAGUGCCUCAUGAUGGUGCCAUGUGUGAUUUACUCUGGUCCGAUCCUGAAGAAAUUGAGGGUUGGGGGUAUAGCCCGAGAGGCGCAGGAUAUCUGUUCGGUGCAGAUAUCGUACAAGGAUUUUUACAUGCAAACGGGCUUAAUUUGAUUGCCCGUGCACAUCAGUUGGUGAUGGAAGGAUACAAACCCAUGUUCGAGGAUACAAUUGUGACAGUGUGGUCUGCACCCAAUUAUUGUUACAGAUGUGGCAAUGUAGCAGCAAUACUGGAAUUAGAUGAUUAUUUAAACAAGGAAUACAAGUUGUUUGAAGCAGCGCCUCAACAAGACCUUCGAGGCACACCUCAAAAGAAGGCUUUACCAGAUUACUUUCUAUAA
Mucor mucedo is the source of this 918-nucleotide messenger RNA. RefSeq names its product serine/threonine-protein phosphatase 4 catalytic subunit. Gene Ontology annotation, biological process: peptidyl-serine dephosphorylation; double-strand break repair via homologous recombination. The transcript has 8 exons. Gene Ontology annotation, molecular function: protein serine/threonine phosphatase activity. Lineage: Eukaryota; Fungi; Mucoromycota; Mucoromycetes; Mucorales; Mucoraceae. The coding region runs from base 1 to 918 and encodes 305 amino acids. The record is from RefSeq and is a predicted model, not a curated record. Gene Ontology annotation, cellular component: cytoplasm; nucleus.